Messenger RNA from Dunckerocampus dactyliophorus (ringed pipefish), 2341 nucleotides. RefSeq names its product gap junction protein beta 8 (gene gjb8). Lineage: Eukaryota; Metazoa; Chordata; Actinopteri; Syngnathiformes; Syngnathidae. The transcript is spliced from 2 exons. Gene Ontology annotation, cellular component: connexin complex. Gene Ontology annotation, biological process: cell communication. Bases 150 to 956 code for a protein of 268 amino acids. The record is from RefSeq and is a predicted model, not a curated record.
AGCAGCCUUUGCUUUUGUGGGUGGGGGGUUCCUCUUUUAAAUCCUGACAUCAAAACACGGGACUGAUUUUGUUCUUUAUUACUGGAAAAUUAAAGAUAUAUUGUUUUUAUUGGAUUGCCUCCACGCAGACAGGUCAUCCGGGGGCCAGCAUGUCUUGGGGAGCCCUCUACGCCCAGCUGGGCGGCGUCAACAAACACUCGACCAGCCUGGGCAAGAUCUGGCUCUCGGUGCUCUUCAUCUUCCGCAUCACCAUCCUGGUGCUGGCGGCCGAGAGCGUGUGGGGCGACGAGCAGUCCGACUUCACGUGCAACACGCAGCAACCAGGCUGCAAGAACGUGUGCUACGACCACUUCUUCCCGGUGUCGCACAUCCGCCUGUGGUGUCUGCAGCUCAUCUUCGUGUCCACGCCGGCCCUGCUGGUGGCCAUGCACGUGGCCUACAGGAAGCGCGGCGACAAGAGGAGCAUCCUGGCCUCCAACGGAGCCGAGAAGCCCACCGACACUGACCUGGAGACCUUGAAGAGGCGGCGUCUUCCCAUCACGGGCACACUGUGGUGGACGUACACCUGCAGCCUCUUCUUCCGCCUCAUCUUCGAGGGCGGCUUCAUGUACGCGCUCUACUUUGUCUACGACGGCUUCCAGAUGCCCCGCCUGGUCAAGUGCGAGCAGUGGCCGUGCCCCAACAAGGUGGACUGCUUCAUCUCCAGACCCACCGAGAAGACCAUCUUCACCAUCUUCAUGGUGGCCUCCUCGUCCAUCUGCAUGGUGCUCAACGUGGCCGAGCUGGCCUACCUGGUCGCCAAGGCGCUCAUGAGGUGCUCCAGCCGGAGCAAGAGGAAACUCUCCUACAACCACAAGGAGACCAUGAUCAGGGACAACGCCGUCGUGCAGAACAAGAAGAACGAGCUGCUGCUCUCCUCCUCCUCCGACUCCUCCAGCCGCAAGACCGUGUGUUGAAGGACGGGACCAGCAAAAUCUCCACAGGUCUCCAUCAUUUGGCUUGUGAGGGCCCUUCUGUGUCCACAUGACACCAGGGGAACAAGUCCCGAACAUGAGCUUAAGUCUGGAGGACAUUGCUCUUGAAAAGCCAUCAUGGUGACAGGUUGAAGCCACAAAAUAAGCAAUUUUCACAUCUUUUGCAGGACAUUUGGACUAAAGUGUUGGGACACAACUCUUAAUCAAUCAAUGGAUCAAUCACAACUUGGACGUUAGUUGUCUGGGAACACUUUAGGGAAGACCCUUCUCCAAGAUUGCGUGGUCCACAAUGGCCUCCUUGGAGGAGAAUGGAGUGAAGGAACAAGCCUGUUAAACGCCUCACAAAAAUUCCCGUAGACGCAUUCCAAAAUGUUGUAGCUCGUGCCGUAGUUUGCCACAAGAAAAGGGACAUAGGAUCUCCAACGUGGCGUAGUUUGACAUGAAAAUGUGAUUUCUAACCAUGAACACUACGAGUCUAUGAAAACACAACGUGUUCUCUCAAAAUGGCAGAUUUAAAAUGCUGCAUUAGGACACGAGAAGGUCAGUUUGGUCACACAAAUAUAAAACACAAAAAGGUUAGCCGUGACAAAUGGCCCAGUUCGACAUCUCGUGUUGAUGGUGGACUCCAGCCGCAAACGAGGAGGACAACUCCAUUUUUCUUCACUUUCCACCGUCCUGCACGUGUCCCAAUACUUUUGUCCACACAGUGUUGCAACACUUAUUAUCAAAUGCAGAUGGUUCCCUGCGUGAAAUGCGUUCCCGUGCGGUUCGUUUCUUGCAAAUAUUUGCGGGGAAAGCCAUGUGGCGUGACUGUUCUGCCUCUGAGGGACUUUGAUGAAGCGUCUUCACUUUGAAAGAACUUCAGGAUGAAGUUGCACCGAUGUUCUUUUUGCUUUUCCAUCCAAUACAGUGGAACCUCUAAAGCCGCACGCGAGCUUCUCAAACUGCCCAUUUCUUAUACAGUAUCUUUCCUCCAUAGGAAAUCCUGGCAAAUGGAUUAGUCUGUUCCGGGGUCAAACUGUGUCCAUCAUAGAAUUGUUUCAAGUCCCAUUUGAACAUUUAAUUGUGUAAAAAUGUUUGCAAAUGUUACAAAACUGUGCUGUCGGAAACCCAGCAGUUGCUGGUUGUGAAAGAGUUUUCCUACAAAAAAGCCAAAGAAGAACAAAACAAAGUUCCACUUUGGAGGUUCUACUGUAUUAUUUUUCAAGCCGACGUCUACAUCGGCAUCUAGUGGUUUACAAUGAAAUGUACGCUAACGCGCACCAAAACACUUGAGAGGUGAUUCUUUGUUCGGUGUUAACAUGAAGGCUUAAUCUGCUGCGGUGUUCUGCAUUUAAACGUGUUUUUUCAGCUUUUUCUAAUAAAAU